AUGUCCCGAGACCACGACGACGCCCCCACGCGCACCGCCCUCGACCGCUUCGGCGUCGACGUCUCCCACCAAGAGAUCUCCCGCAUCGUCCAAGAGCUCGAGGAGUUGUACAAGAGUCAACCCGGCGAGUGGCUCCCCGCGCGCGGCGUCGCGUCCUACCUCGCCGCCGAGCUCGGGUACGAGGACGAGGACGAGUUCGAGGACGCGUUACAAUCGACCUUUAUGGAUUUCUUAGCGAAACUCCCGACGAUCGAGGUGCGAGAGAUCGCGAGCGAGCUCGCGCCCGGGACGUCCCGGACGUGUCUGCGCGUCGUCGACGACCCAUCGACGCACGCGCGUCCGCGCGCGCUCACCCUGCGCGUGGCGACGCGGGAUGAUUUAUGGCGCGCGCUGAGCCUGAGCGCGAACGCGUCGUGGGGCGUGCCGGAGAUUGAUUUCGACGUCGGCGGCGACGUCAAGCGCGUCGAAGACAGCGUGUACAAUCACCUCGCGCGCGCCGUGUUCACGCUCGAGCGCCACGCCGAGGCGCUCGCGCGCGUCGACGACGACUCCUCGGACGCGCGCGCGAUCGCGCGGACGUGCGAGGGGUUACGUGGAUUGUUAGAUUUGGACGCGCCGUGGACGUUGGUCGUUCGGGACGUCGACGGUCGAUGCGCGUUCAAACCGAGCGAUGGCGUGGAGAUUCGCCUUUUGGACGACGACGACGCGCGCGUGUGA
This is a messenger RNA of Ostreococcus tauri, 717 nucleotides long. Its product is annotated as Zinc finger, ZPR1-type. Lineage: Eukaryota; Viridiplantae; Chlorophyta; Mamiellophyceae; Mamiellales; Bathycoccaceae. The record is from RefSeq and is a predicted model, not a curated record. Bases 1 to 717 code for a protein of 238 amino acids. Gene Ontology annotation, molecular function: zinc ion binding. The transcript has a single exon.